AUGGCGCUUCAUACGCUGACGGAGGAACUUCUACGGAAGAGAGUUAACUUGACGCACAAUAAUUUGGAAGAUGUCAAAUCUCUUGCAUUGCCUGGUUCUUACCAAGAAAAGGUCACUACUGUUGGGCAGUCACUGUACAGAUUUAGUCGCUUAAAGCAACUGGACCUUUCAAGGAAUUCUCUGUCUUCACUUUCAGGCCUGGAAAAUUUGAAGAUGUUGGAAAAGCUUAAUUUAUAUUACAAUAACAUCAGCAGUUUGGAGGAAUUGAAGAAGCUGCAGCACAAUAGACAACUUCAAGAUGUCGAUCUUCGUUUGAACCCAGUCACUCGAAGUGAACCAGACUAUAGACUCUAUUUGAUUCAACUUCUACCAAACUUACAAAAACUUGAUGAUCGAUGUGUACGAGACAGAGAGAGGCAAGCAGCAAUGAUGCAUUUUUCAGAUUCACCUGAAUUUGAUAUUUCUAAAAAUAAAGAUGUGGAUCCUGCACCCCAAGGAAACCCUAGGGCGAAAUUUGUUAAAGAUUUCGUUGGUGGAAGAACUUUAGGUAUGGAUGAAAUGGCUGUGUUUGACAUCAUUUCUAAUGCUGGAAAAGAUGUCUUACCUCUGAGGCCCCUUACAGGAUCUACAGCUCGACAGUCUGCUAUGGAGGAAUAUUCUUUUGAUGCUCUGAAGCAAAUGGGAUUAAAUGAAAAAGCACAGCACAACAUGGCAACAAAUCAAGAUUCUUCCAAGGGGAGGUCAGCUGUGUUAAACAAAGAAGUUACUGAAGGAAACUUAACAGAAACUGUCCAUUUACUUCCUACCAACAAGACCAGCACGAAUUCUCAGGGAGCCAUUCCCCCUCCUAAGUAUAAAUCUUUAUCACAAAAAAAUGGCAUUCAACCUCCUAUUUCACUUCCAAUCACACACGAAGAAGAGUAUCAGGCAUAUACAAAAUAUACAGGCCACUCGCAUUAUACACCAUGUCCAGAUAGUCAUUCUGCUCAAGAAUUGCCGAAAUAUAAUGGACAAAGUGAUCCUAAUAAUGAUAAUAAUUAUACUAAUAGUAAUACUAGCAACACGGUUUCCAUUAAAUCAAAAGCACAAGAAAACAACAGUACCCAACUGAGACAACAAAAACAGUUUGAAAAAUCAGCACCCACAAAGAAUGGAUCAAAUGAUGGAGACGAUCUUUCUUCAUGCAGUCAGUCUUCGCAAAAAGUUUCCUUAAAUAGCAUUGACCGUUUGCUUCUGCAGUUGAUGGAUCUUAUUGAUAAAUACUGGAAUGGCGCCCAGUCUUUACACAGAAAUCCAAAAUUCAAGUCCUUAGCAAAGGACAUAAUUGAAAACCAUUUUGACAACUACAGCAAGCACUUAUGUAAAGGACUGCAGGAACAAAUCUAUGCACUGACCAAUCAGAAAGAAGAACUGACUUGGCAGCUCAGUCAGAGACUAACAAAUUCUUCAGAGGUUCCAUCAACAAAUAGUAAAGCAAAACUGGAAAAUUCAUUAAAGACAGCAUAUCAGAAUUUGGAGAAAAUUAAUGGUCAAUUUGAGCAGUCUGUCCAGGAAAAUAAAAUAUUGCGCCAGAAACUGGCCAACCUUGAAACUAAAUCCACAUCUGGAACUCAAUUUUCGACAGAUGUGAUUCAAUUUGAGCACUUACAGAAGCAGAACUUGGACCUUUGUAAAGACAUUGAAAUGUUGCAGAGCAGGCUGAAGCAGUAUGACCAAAUGCAGGCCCUUGCAGACAUGUUAAAAGACAGUCACAAUUCUCUCAUCCGAGCCAAUAACCACUUGAUGGCUGAGAUUGAGGAAUCUAAGACGCGGCAUUCAGCUGAGGUGCAUCAACUGCAGUGGAACUAUGAGCAACUGCGACAGACAAUGGCAGCAUUGGAAUGUAUCUCUGAGAAUCCUCCCACUGAGACUGGAUCAUUGCUCUCAUUGGCAGCCGAGACAAUGAGCAAGCCUUCUGUGAAACUCUAUGAUAGCGAUGAGAAAGAAUCUCUGACUUUCCACUAA
Molecule: messenger RNA, 2004 nt
Organism: Acanthosepion pharaonis
Lineage: Eukaryota; Metazoa; Mollusca; Cephalopoda; Sepiida; Sepiidae
Source: the annotation of a GenBank genome assembly